Molecule: messenger RNA, 25829 nt
Organism: Mus musculus (house mouse)
Lineage: Eukaryota; Metazoa; Chordata; Mammalia; Rodentia; Muridae
Gene: Nhsl1
Product: NHS like 1
Exons: 7
Coding region: 20161-24087 (1308 amino acids)
Source: RefSeq, a predicted model, not a curated record
ACUUUUCUCAUAGCCGUGGUGGGAGGGGGUGUUUGUGCAGAUUGUUUUCGGGCAUUCCAGAGAUCUAGUGAGACCUGUUUGGGGCCUCUCCUCCCUGGUUCUCGAGUUGUCUGUGAACCUCAUAGGCUGCUUCAUCCAGACGGGCAGGAGUGCCCUGCACGGCUAAAGGCUUUCCUGAAUACUGGGAAGGGGGGUGUAUUGAAUGAACUUUACCCCUACCCUCUCCCUCACCCCGGUACUCUCUCAUCAGCCCGUACUAUCCGUGCGGUGGAUUCCUCUUAGCAGAGUGGAAAUUCUUGACUGCGCUGUGUGUGUUUCACUGACUCCGGUGCUCAGCAAAUCCAUGUUGUGAGGCUGCGGCUGUAGCGGAGUUUUGAUGUUAGAAACGUAAAUGUUUUAAACAUGCAAGAGGGCCUCAGAUGUUGGGUGCACCGUGUGUGUGUGUGUGUGUGUGUGUGUGUGUGCCUGUGUGUGUGUGUCUGUGUGUGUCUGUGUGUGUGUGUCUGUGUGUGUGUGUGUCUGUGUGUCUGUCUGUGUGUGUCUGAAGGGCUUGGGCUGUAAAGCUCCCUUGGCUAGAAAGAAACUGUAACCAUCCUGCCAAGCCCAGGGACUUGGGGUCCCUUUGUGAUACAGAGGAGGGCUAGGCUGACUCUUUCUCAGAGCUGCAAGUCAAACUGAGUGACCUGACAUCCUAGUUUAGUGGUCUAGGGUAUGCUGUUUGAGUUUCCCAUACCUCGGUUUCUUCCGUGAGCAGCAGCUCCCUGAUGGGGUAGGUAGCUAAGGAUUCAGGGGAUGAGCUCCCAGGAACAAGACUUGGCUGCCCAACACACCCUUUAGUCUCUCCCCAGCUACAUAGACUCUAAACACCGCUGAUUCAGAUUUUUCCAGUUUUACGAAGCUAUCAGCGGAUUCUGGUGUUUUCUCUGCCGUCACUAGUGUAUCCCUGCCACCCACAGUUACAGGAGAACCCUUGGCCUUCAGCAGCACUCGCGGGGGCUAGGCAGGAAGAAGAAAGUCAGACGGGAGUAGCAGCCAGUCCUCAGGAGGAUGUGUAAGACUCCCCUUCCAUUGCCGCUGAUGUCUCAUUGGCCAGUCCGUGUCACGUGGCCUUGUCUAUAAGGGAGGAAGGGGAAUGCCGUUUUAAGAGUGGGUAUAUUAUCGUUUCCCCCAGUACCACGGAAGACUCAGGAAUGGAACAGUGGAUGGGCAAACCUGCCCCUGCUGUUGUAACUGUUGUUGACCUUGAAUGUGGCUGUUUGGGACAUAAUUAGCCUUCGUUUGAAUGACAAGCCCUGCUGGGAACUCAUUCCUAUAAGGGAGCCACAGUUUGCUUUUCUCUGCUCUACUUUUCUGUUCUCCUGCUGGCUCAGGCCUAUCCUCUCUCACUACAGAGGCAUCUCGGGGCACCUGGGGCACUGGCAGUGAGAGCCCCAUCAACUCUGAAGACUGGAUAUAAGGGCAGGCCGUUAUCCAUGCUGGGAAGGCAGAUUCAUGGCUUUGCGGUGAAUCUGUAGAGUUUCCAGGCCUCCCCUGGCUGUGUUCUCCUCCUGAAGCAGUUCUUAGGCCCACAUUGCCUCCCCAGCUGUCCUGGCUGUCCACCUCCAUUCCAAGUUAAUGAGACAGAAGGAAGGCCUUUGCCUGGAUUUGUCAGCAGGGGGACGUGGCUCAUCAUUGGGCACCGAGGCACUGUAUUUCCUAUCUGUGGUGGCCAUCCCAGGAGUGCUGUGCUCACAGUUUACAGUACUCAGUGAUUCUUACUGUGGGGAAAGCCAGGAAGCUAGAUGACGGCAUCUUAAACUCCACCUCAACCAGAAACAAGGAAAACUUUCUCAGGAUGAGACUUGAAACAUAUGCUGGGUCUUGUAAGCUUUGCACCAACAAAAGCUAGUGUUUUGGCCUGUGUUGAGUUCAACAGGAACUGUCAGCCCCACCGAUACAGCUUACUAUACUUACUGAUAGCAGGCUCCAUUUAAAGGUAUAGUGAUGUCUCCAGAUUCACUGUGAAUUUACUUCUGACUGCACUGGCUAUCAGUUUUUUGUUUUUGUUUUUUUUUUUUCUUUUUCUUUUUUGUAUUGUUUUUUCUGUAUAGUCCUAGCUGUCCUGGAACUCACUCUGUAGACCAGGCUGGCCUCGAACUCAGAAAUCUGCCUCUCUCUGCCUCCUGAGUGCUGGGAUUAAAGGCGUGCGCCACCACGCCCGGCUUGGCUAUCAGUUUUAAUGAAUGCAGGUAUAAACCUAGGUUACUUCUUGUGAGGACAUGAAUGCCCUUUGGCCUGGUAAAUACUGAAAGUAGUGUCUCUGAACCCUCCUUUAAAGUAGGUAUCCCUUUCAAGCAAGUGGCUUCUAAAUACAACUAAUUAGCAAGGAAGAUUUAUUUUAAAUAAUUUAUAUUUAGUUCUGUUUAGACACCACAAACCAACUCUUUGAUAUGUAGCUCUUUAUUUUUGAGACAGGGAGUCCCAGUGCAGUCAAGGUUCAUCUUAAAGUCAUGAUUGCCUUGAUUCGCCGUCCUAAUUGCUGGGAUUACAGGCAUGUCCCACCUUGUCUGGCUGGCAGCCCUGUGUGAUGCGUUUUUGAAGUUCACAAAUAAAAGGUAAAUGCUACUGUGUGAGGCUAAAAGGGACAGUGAUUGGAAGGUAAAUAUCAUCCAUCUACCUGUCCACCCACCCAUCCAUCCACCCACCCACCCAUCCAUCCAUCCAUCCACCCACCCAUCCACCUGUCCAUCCACCCACCCACCCAUUCAUCCAUCCAUCCAUCCAUCCAUCCAUCCAUCCAUCAUCCAUCCACCCAUCCAUCCAUCCAUCCAUCCAUCCAUCCAUCCAUCCAUCCAUCCAUCCACUCUGUGUGAAAAUGUUCAGCAUUAUGUGCUGGGGAUGUAGCUCCGUGGGUGAGCUCAAGGGUAGCAUGUCCCUUCAUAGUCCCCUUUGCAAAGGUAACAUCUUUUUACUCUAGCAUGUAUCUUUCUAGAUUUUCUUCUGUGCAUUUGUAUUUACCCAUGGAAAUUAUCUGUAGACCCGCAUAUACAAUGAUGCUAUGUGUCAUAUAAUGCUCUGCUUUUACUAGAACAAUUUACCUUGAAGACCAUUGUUUACUGAUAUGUCUAUACUUAUUUUAAGAACACUUCUCUUUGUUGUUAAACUUAAAAUUUAACUACACCAUUCUCCUUUCUCCUUCUAACAAUCCUCAUAUGUCCCACACCUUGUUCUCUCUGUUCAUGGCCUUAUUUCUUUAACUGUUGCCACAUGUAUAUGCUCUUAUACUUAUUCAUUAUUUUAAACUGUUCUAGGUUAUGAGCACACAUUUUGUCCCCUUUGCAAAGCACUUAGUUUGUUGCCAUUGCUGCUGUUCAUGUACGUAAUUUGCAUAUAGUUUCCUGGGCUUCUGAAAGCCAUCAUUUUUUAUACAUGCCUAAUAUCUUCUAAUACCUGUCAAGGAUCAUGGAGGAGGACUGUGGUAUUGAAGGAAAUAUUAUCAUGUGAAUGUCUUUCCCAGGUUCCACGUUUCUUCUCUUCUAGAAAGGAGGUUUCAGCUCAUCUCUAUUGUGUCUUGUUUAUUUUUAAGUUUGUUUUUUAUUACAUUUAUGUAUUAUGUGUGUGGGUGUGUGCAUACAAUGGCCUAUGUGUGGAGGUGGCAUUUGGAAGAGGACGGCUUGUAGAAGUGGCAUUUUCCUUCUACCACGAGGAUUCUGGGGAUUGAUCUGAUCUUAUCAAAAGGUGACAAGUUUCCUUUUCUGCUGAGCCAUUUUCCUUGUCCUGUAUUAUAUAUUUGAUGGAAUAAGUUCUGGGUCGUUCAUUCAUUUUUUUUUUUUUUUACUUUAUUUAUUUGUAGAAUUUGGACUACAGUGGCAUUUGAAGGACAAUUCGGCUUGGGUUUUGGCCCAGUCACCCUUUUCAAAAAGUAACUGCAGUUUCUUGGGCAUAAAGGCAGAUUAGGAGUUUUCUAAGGAAAUGUUAACUAGACAAAGUACAAAUGAGACUUUCAGUGUAGAGAAUGCCUGUUUCAGAGAGACGGCCAACUUUUUUGAGUUCGUUUCAUUGAAGCAUACAUGAAAAUUCCAACUUUUUAAACAAUAUAUGGAACUUGAAAAUUAGCUAUUUUUUGUAAGGUCAAAAUUUUCUACAUCUGUGCAUUAACAGUUUUUUUGUUUUGUGUUUUGUUUGUUUAGAUUUUUGGUGUUAAGAUGGAAGCCUUCAGACUGCUUUGUUGUUGAAAACUGGCUUCUUUUAUCUCAGACAUGGCUUGGUAGGAAAAACAUGCCAUUCAAAGCAGUUUUCAUGACUUUCUGAUGGGCAGACAUGUUAGUGCCUUUCAAACAAGCUAAAGCCCCAUUUAAGAAGCUUUCUUUUCUCCUGAGCUAAAAUAUGUGCUUACACAAAGCAUUUUCUCUGCCUGGAGUCCCCUUUGUUGGGCUUCAGUGUUGUGGAGCCAUGUGCCCUGCUGGGCGGUCCUGCUGCGUUCUGUGGCUAGACAGUGAAGGAGGCUUAGGGGGUGGAAGAUCAGCUUCUCCAUGCCUUAGGAAAGCAGAGGCCCUCUGGUUAGGAUGCUUGGGAAAGCCACAGCAGCUCCCAGGAGGACCUACCUCCUAGGUCUAGAGGAGGCAUCCUCUGUCCUCUUGCCAGAUACGGUUGGCAUCUGCUUUGUGUGAUGUUGGGACUGGUUUCAGAGGAUUAUGAAAGGCAUUACAGACUUUCCAUCUGGACUCCUAAAUAUGUUCCCUUUGAGUAGCUGUCCUGGGGCAGCUUAGCCUUUAACUCUAACGCUGGCAGGGUGGGGAGAGGCCAGCCAGAGCCUCCACCUGCAGUGGUGGCCAGCACGGAUGCUGCAGGUGUCACACCAGCUUCCCUCCAGCUUUUGUUCUAAUGCUUGCUCUUGCUUUCUUUCAUGCCAACCAACUUGUUUUUUCAAGUUGUUUUUCCCAAGCUUUGAUGCACAGUAGAAGAAAAACAAAAAAACAAAACAACAACAACAAAAAAAAAAACCCAAAAACCUUAGAGCGUCAGGAUUUUAACCCUGGCAGUUGUCAUAUCACUUUCAACUCUGCUUCAGAGGAGGUUGCCCAAUAUUGAGUCUGCAAACUCAGAAGCUGUGCUGUAGGAUUUGUGUCCCCUUUUGUUGAUGAACUAGGGAAGUGGCUUGCCAUCAGCUUUGUUUCAGUGCCGAACUGUAUGAAUAAUUCUGUUUUCCUCCUUUCUUGUAUGUUUGUUUACAUUUAAAAUAUAUUUAUAUUUCACUUAUACAUAGAAAUAUUUAGGUCUAUUUGGAAAUAAUUUAGGUUUAUUUAGAAAUAAUCUUCAGAGCACUGGAGUCAGGCUCUGGAGUGAGGGAAACUGACUACCAUUGUUCUUUAUGUUAGGCUCUGACUUGCACUUAAUGAAUGAAUAAAUGAAUGUAUUACUUAGCACUUGUGAAUGUCACGCAUGUUAGCUUCUAGAGGUACAAAGGAUGAGAUGGGAAAGAGUUAAAGAAGAGGGAUCCCUUCAGCAGUGUAGAGCAUUGUAUAAAGAGACGGGUAGUAAUGGAUGCCUGGGGCACUUGCUCCUACAGGAGAUUCUCCUCUCAGAGCUCAUGAAAGCACAGGAGUGACUAAGCCAAAUGCAAGCUGGGCAGAACCCCACCAGUCACAAAAGUUACAGGGGCAAUAAGUGGCAUGGUGUGGGCUGGGGACACAGAGGCUAGGGACACUGGGCUAAGUGGUUGGCAUGCAGGGAUCUGUGAAAUGGACUGAACUUUUACCUUGGAGGGCCUUGUAGAACACAUGAGAGACAUGGUGCUAGCCUUCAGUCAGGCUCGCUCUCUCUCUUUCUCUCAUAUAUAUACAUAUAUAUAUAUAUAUAUAUAUAUAUAUAUAUAUAUAUAUAUAUAUAUAUAUAUGGAAUUUAUUGGAAUGAGUUACAGGCUACAGUCCAACUACUUCAACAAUGGCUAACUAUGAAUAGAAAGUUCAAGAAUCUAGUUGUUGCUUGGUCCCACAAGGCCAAGUGUCCCAGGUGUUCCUCUCUGUGUGCUGGAAUUCUGACAAAGGAGGCUCCACUGCCAGUGAGCUAUGGAUGUGCUUGCAAGGCUGGGGCAAGCAGGCACAGAGAAGAACCUUCCUUCUUCCAUGUCCUUAGAUAGGCUUCCAACAGAAGGUGUAGCCCAGACUAAAGAUGUGUCUUCUAUAACCUCAAGAUCUGGAUUAAGCCGGGUGGUGGUGGUGCACGCCUUUAAUCCCAGCACUCGGGAGGCAGAGGCAGGUGGAUUUCUGAAUUCGAGGCCAGCCUGGUCUACAAGUGAGUUCCAGGACAGCCAGGGUUAUACAGAGAAACCCUGUCUUGGGAGAAAAAAAAAAAAAAAAAGGCUGUGGACUUAAGUGCAAACUAGGAGAGCAUCUAGCCUAAGAGUUUUAGGAUGUUAUAGAAUUGUUGUGAGAACAUAUUUUGAUUGCAAAGCAUGUAAAGGACAUGCAAAGCUGUUUUUCUGGGGAAGAUACCCAGAUGAAGUGUGUGGAGAUAGAGUUUAUUUGGUCCUUGACGCCAUGAGACUGGAUGUUACAAUGGACCUCAGCAUCUCUUGGCUUGGAUGGUGAGCCUCUAAAGCAUUGAGAAGGCCUUCCCUACUUUUUGAUAAAACAUUCUGGAAAAUAGUUCAGCAUUUUUACUUAAAAUUGACAAUGGACUCAUGUGACCUAGAAGAUUGUCUCUUUGUAGCUGAGAUGAAAAUAAUGUGCAUUCAUAGUUGCAUUAUGUGUAAUUUCUCCUAAUUGAGAGAAUCUGGAAAGCACUCAAAUGUCUUUCUGUGUUUGAAGAAAUUAUGGCUUAUUCACAUCCAGAAUAAUUAACACUCACUAAUAAAAAGGUACAAACUGUGGUGCAUAAAACACCUUGGAAGAAUCCUAAGGAAAGAGUGGUAGGUGAAGCCAGUCUCCAAUUAAAGUGCACCUUAUAAUUCCAUUUGUAUGACAUUCUUGGAGGAAUGUAGAUGUAGAGGUAGAGGUGAGGUUAGUGUCUGGGGAACUAGGGAUGGGAUGGGAUCUAAAGGAAGAACACGAUGGAGUCUUGCUGCUAGAUUGUGUUGAUUUUGGUGAUAGUUCCACAAGGGAUGCGAUGAACACACACACACACACACACACACACACACACACACACACACGCACCCCCCCCCACACACACACCAAUUUAUUUAUGUAUUAUUGGUAAACUAAGUAAAAAGUAUGAAUUGCUCCAUUGCCAAUUUCUUGAUUUUUGCUUAAUACUUUGGUCUAGUAGAAAAUCAUGCAUAGGACUUUCUGUAUAUUUCUAAGUCAAUGAUUUCUUUAACACUUCUAUAUAUUUUAAUUAUCUCUUGGCAUGUGCACGCGUGUAUGUAUGUGUGAGCAUGCAUGUAUAUAAGAGAGACUGCGAGCACACCCCUCACAUGUGGAGGUCAGAAGACAACUUUCAGGAGUUGGUUCUUCCCUUCCACUCUGGGUUCUGGUAAACUCAGGUCAUUUCAAGGCAAGUUCCUUGUCUAGUCAAGGUUUCUAUUCCUGCACAAACAUCAUGACCAAGAAACAAGUUGGGGAGGAAAGGGAUUAUUCGGCUUACACUUCCAUACUGCUGUUCAUCACCAAAGGAAGUCAGGACUGGAACUCAAGCAGGUCAGAAAGCAGGAGCUGAUGCAGAGGCCAUGGAGGGAUGUUCUUUACUGGCUUGCCUCCCUUCAGCUGCUCUUCGUGACCCCUUCAUGCCUUCAAAACCAGUACCACCUGGGUGACCCUUACCUAUUACCAAAUCCCGCUGCAGCAGGACUACAAACUUGUCUAUCUCUGGAACACAGCCUCUUUGUGCUUUCAGAAAACACUUCCCAGAAGAUGUCACCUCAAUGAUGCUGGUCUCUUCUUAAUCACUGCUAAUUUCUUAGCUCCAGCUAACCAGCAUCAAUAGUCCCAGUAAUGCCAAGUUUUUGCUUUAGUAGUUCUGGUAUCUUGUUAAUCACAGCUGAUUCUUCAGCCCCAACUAACCAGAACCACAGACUCUUCACAAUCAAAACAGAGAUGGCCCUGAAAAGAGUCUUUAAUUUUCCCUCUGAAAUUUCACAAACCAGACCUCCAUUUUCUGCACUGUUCUCAACAUUAUCUUCCAAGCUCCUACACAACAUCUGACAGAACUCUUAACAUCGAAUGAAUCUUCAAGCCCAAAGUUUCAAAGUCCUUCCACAGUCCUCCCCAAAACAUGGUCAGGUUGUCACAGGAAUACCCCACUUCUGGUACCAAUUUGUCUUAGUCAAGGUUUUCUAUUCCUGCACAAACAUCAUGACCAAGAAACAAGUUGGGGAGGAAAGGGUUUAUUCGGCUUACACUUCCAUACUGCUGUUCAUCACCAAAGGAAGUCAGGACUGGAACUCAAGCAGGUCAGAAAGCAGGAGCUGAUGCAGAGGCCAUGGAGGGAUGUUCUUUACUGGCUUGCCUCCCUUGGCUUGCUCAGCCUGCUCUCUUAUAGAACCCAAGACUACCAGCCCAGAGAUGGUUCCACCCACAAGGGGCCUUUCCCCCUUGAUCACUAAUUGAGAAGAUGCCUUACAGCGGGAUCUCAUGGAGGCAUUUCCUCAACUGAAGCUCCUUUCUGUGUGGUAACUCCAGCUGUGUCAAGUUGACACAAAACUAGCCAGUACAAUUAUUUCAAAGCAACAAGAUUAAAAAACAAGCGAUACUUUUUUUUUUCCUUGAGACAGGGCUUCUCUGUGUAAACCUGGCUGUCCUGGGACUCACUUUAUAGGCCAGAAUGGCCUCGAACUCAGAAAUCUGCCUGCCUCUGCCUCCCAAGUGCUGGGAUCAAAGGUGUGCCCCACCAUGCCCGCCUGGCAAGCGAUACUUUUUCAUUGUAUUUCUAAAAUUCUUAACUCUUGGGUAUCAUCUUUCAAUACAUGCAGAUGUAUUUGUGUAGUCCUAAGAAAUCAUGAUGCCCUUCUUGUGCUUUGUUGGCCCUUUUUAGUGGAAAUGUUACACAUUUCUAGUUCCUUCCUUAACCUUCAUUUCUGUCUGCCUUUGAAAACUAAUAAGUUUCAGUGAUUCUGUCAUAUUUAAGAAGAAAGUGCCUGCAUUUGACAUUAGUUGGUAUCUCUGAUUUAUUUGCCCAGGGGUGAUCUUAUGUAAACACUUCCUCUCCCAGGCUCCUGCCUGCUUGUCAGAGGCGGCAGAGCAAUAGCAGUCCAGCUUGCUCACGGUGCUCCGAGGCCCACGGACCGUUAAAGGGCUUCCCAUGGACUGCCAAGAAUGUUGUCCAUAUCCUGAGUGAUCUAGUGGUUUAGCUUGGGAUUUGGUACAUAAAACCAGAGACCAUAACUGAACAGGUCCUUAGGAUAACAAUGCAAAGCCACCCAGCAGGGCUGGGGUGUGAGAGGCCCUGAAUCCACCCUCAGCACCGCGAAGAGAGGAUGCCCUGCAAUCCUGGUGAACAUUCCUUAGGAAAACCUUUGGGUUAAUGUGACUUAAAUUGGCCUAUUCUGUAUUUGCUCCUUGUAAUGAAUUUGAAUUCUUUUUUUUGUGCGGUUUUUCUUGAGAAGUAUUCCAGGGCAUACACCCAAAACCAACCAAACAAUAACAGCAAAAAACCAAACCAAACUGGAUGAAAACAAACCAAAAACACCAACAAAACCCUUUGUCUUCUAAUGUGUCAUUCAAACAUAGAAAAUGGUGAUUAUGAAUGACUGAGAGAUGCAGGCAGCCCUUUCCAAAUAGAUUUGUACCCUGACAUUCAGUGGUACUCCCAAACAUGUCACAUUAUAGGAAGAUGAUAUGUCCAUUUUUGAGUGACAAAUUUUCAGAAUAAUUUGAAAUAUUGGAAAUUAGGUUUUUUUAAAACAGAAUUUCCCUUCUCACAGAUUAAAGCUGGUGAUCCUUGUAAUUACCAAACGUUUAGUUUUAAUGAGGCUAUUAGGAACCAAGUGUCUACAUCUUGUUUACUAAGUUCAAGGUAAGACAAUUUUAAGUGAAAUUUGAUUUUUAAAGAGUGCCAAAUGGGGCUGGAGAGAUGGCUCAGCGGUUAAGAGCACUGACUGCUCUUCCGAAGGGUCCUGAGUUCAAAUCCUAGCAUCACCCCCGUAAUGAGAUCUGAUACCCUCUUCUGGUGCUUCGGAAGACAGGUACAGUGUAUUUACAAGCCAAAUGAUUUUAUUCCAUUUAUUUUACAGUAAUACGAUAUACACAUGUUUUAUGGUCAGUGAAGUAAGGAUGGUAGUUGAUUUUACUUAGCAAUAUUUAUUUAUACAUAAUAUCUACUUAUGUACCUGCUUACUCAGGGAGUCUGGUUAUAUCUGGUUAUAUAGCCCAGGUUGCUCCUUAAACCUAUGAUCUCUUCUGUUUUAGACUGCUGAAUUCUGGGAUUACAGGCACCUGCCAUCACACUAAGAGCUGGUGUCCCCUUUCCCUCCAGAAAUAUAAAUAUGGCACUGGAGAGAUAGCUCAGUGGCUAAGAACCCUGUCUGUUCCUAUAGAGGACCUGGGUUCAAUUCACAGAUGUCCAUCACUUCAGUUCUGGGUGACCUGGCUUAGCCUCUUUUGGCCUCCAUACAUAAAAUAAAAUUAGUGGCAUCCGAGAUGGAUCAGUGGAUAAAGGUGACUUUUGUUAAAUCCCCUAGGGCCUGCUUGUAGACGAGGGAAUCAGCUUUCUCUCUCUCUCUCUCUUUCUUUCUUUCUUUCUUUCUUUCUUUCUUUCUUUCUUUCUUUCUUUCUUUCUUUUAAAAAAAGAUUUAUUUAUUAUUAUUCGUAAGUACACUGUAGCUGUCUUCAGACACACCAGAAGAGGGUGUCAGAUCUCAUUAUGGGUGGUUGUGAGCGGCCAUGUGGUUGGUGGGAUUUGAACUUAGGACCUUUGAAAAAGCAAUCAGUGCUCUUACCCUUUGAGCCAUCUCUCCAGACCCAGAGAAUCAGCUUUCUUAAGUUAUCCUCUGUCUUCUAUAUGUCCACCUUAAUGUGCACACACAUGCACAUAAUAAGUGUAAUUUAAAAUAAGCAAGGAGUGAAAGGAGAAGUGUAAAUGUUUAAAGGCAGUUGGAGAGUUCUUUGUUUUUGUUACUCUGCCACCAAGAACCUGGCAAGCCCGUGUAGCACCGCCGCUAGAUCCCGCAUCUCUUUCUGUAGGCAUUGCUUAACUUGAACGGAAAGGAAUUGGGCUCAGCUCAGUUGCUUCACUGUGUUUUAAUCUUCCGAGGAUCCUGGAUUCUCUUGGCACCUCCUGCUGAGAACCGCAUGCAGGCAGUGCUGGAAAUUUACUUUCUGGUCCCUUCUUACAGACACUAACCUGACCCAAGCAGAGGCCUUCCCUUGAGAUCAGAUUGGCCCUAGCUGAAUGUUUGACAUUUGAUAAUCUCCAGGCAUUCAGUGAGAAACUAGAGGUUUCUCAAGUAUCUAGGUUACACAGUUGGGUAGAUAAGCCAAUUCUAAUUUUCCUACAGCAUGAUUUCUGAAUAUGUUAUAGAAGAAAAAAUACUCCAGGUAUACUCCAGGUAUAGAUUAACAUAAAAUACUAUGUUGUUUAAAAUUUGUCUGGGGGAAAAAAAAAAGGCCUAAGAUUCAUACUAUUCCAGAUCCGAGGCCAUACUGUAUGCUGGUAUGGUAUAGUGGCAGAUGCAUCUCACCUUUACAGCGGAUGUUGGCCACAGACUUCAGGUGGCUUACUAAUGGUCCAAGAAAGAACUAGAGGGAAAGCCAGGCCAUGAGCUCAGGCUGUAGACGCCUCCUUUACAGGCAAAUGGUUGAGAGCAAAGGAGUGACCUGAAUUAAAAAGCAAUGUGUAUCCAGUCAUUGACUGUAAUUUCAUCUUCGUCAUGGUGCAUGGAGUGCAAGUGCCAUUCAGCCACCUCGCGCUGCAAAGAGGAAGAGAAAACAGGCGCCGUUUUCCUCUGGUUGGUCGAUCAUCCCUGAGAGCAUGGUGGAGAGAGGGCCCCUCGAAGCACUUAGGAGAAAUUUUAGCAACACUGAAUAUGAUAUCACAUGCAUCUGCCAUUGGGAAUUUUCAACAAAAUUUGCACUAAUGAAGGCAGGCCACUGGCACCACUAACGUGUGAGCAGCCCUUAGGCUGGUGCAUCUCAUCCAUAAUAUAUAUUUUGUAGUUUGUUUUUUUUUUUUUUGUCCAGCAUUGGGACUCUAAUAAGUGGUUAAAAAGAGAAAUGGAAAUGGUUCAGUGUUGGGGAUCAAACCCGGGGCCACAUGCUUGCUAGGCAAGUGCUGAACCUUGGGGCCGCACAGCAGCCUUCUGAAAUGGGAGUUUCCUGGGUGGUGGGUGAACCCUUUCUCUCACUGCCCUAACUCUGAGGUAAGGAAAAGUUAAAGGGAAGUCCUGUUUAUAGCUUUUCAUAUUCGUUGUUCAGACAAAACCAUACCAAUUUAGAGAGAGUAAUCGGUUCUUUAGGGACGCACACGGUUGUGUAAUUAGCACAGUGAGAAAGCUGUAAGCUAUGCUAGUCUGGGAUGCAGUUUUCCCAAUUCAGGCCACCAAAAUUAUUUUCCUAGUCAGUGUAUUCCAAGAAAUUUUGAUGUUCACUAAGGCAAACAUAAAUGCUGUGGGUUUUUUCUUUUAAAUAAAAAGCAGGAAUAUGAAAACUAUUGAAACUGUGUGUAUGUGCGCGCGUGCGCAUGUGUGUGUAGGUAUGUGUGUGCAUAGGUGUGUGUGUGUGUGUGUGUGUGUGUAUAAGGGAAGGAAAGCAGAGGACAGCAUUGGGUGUUGUUCCCAGGUGCUGUCUGAUAGGUUAUUUCUCUGCUGGUGAAAUGAGCCAGUUCAAGCCAGAGUAGAUUAUAUUACAUGCACAUCUGUUGGGAAGCUGCUCCUCGGGUGAGUUCACUGGCCCCAAAGACCAAGGCCAAGGAAGUCACCAUGGGGAGAGAGAAGUGGGGAGGGAGAAGAGAAAGAGAGAAAGGGUUCGCACACAUGUGCUCAGAGAGAGAAGAGAAAGGAGAGAAAGAGCAAGAGGGAGAGACAGAAAUGUUUGGAUUAUAUAGGGAAAGGCCUCUUGGGGAAGGUCAGCUGGCAAGUUCACGGUUGGGGGUAGGAUGUGCUGGGAAGACUGAGGGAUGCUGGGAGAACCUGGAGGCCAGGUCUGCUUUAAUAUGUAACAUAUACACCUCAAUUCCUUGUCUGGGGUGUGAAGCCAAACGCUCUCUGUCCACCUUGGCUUUUGAGACAGGGUCUCUCCACUUGCCUGGAGUUGGCCUUGUAGGUUUGAGUUGGCUGGCUCUUGGGCCCCUGGCAUCUGCAGGUUUCUGCUUCUCCAUGUUUCUGCUUCUCCAGUGCUGGGGUUACAAGGUUGUAGUAACACCUGAGUUUUAAAAUGUAGUUCUGGGCACACUGCUGACUGAGUUAUCUUAUCAUCCAACCCCUAGUUUUUUGAAAGCAGCAGCAGCAGCAGUCUGCAUUACAAGAUGACCUGUAUCCCUGCUGCCUGGCUACCAAUUGCCAACUUAAAAUUGUAAUAACCCCAAAUAACUUAUACUUUUCUAAGAUGUCCACCAAAGAGGGGCAUCACUCCUGGGAACUUCUGUUCAUGACUUCAUUGUGUCGACUUGCUUUUUAGAAGUGGGAGUUUUGUCUUCUGGUUUCUCUGAGCUCACAGGGUGUAGUAAAUGAGUAGGUAGGUGGUGAGGGGCACAGAUCGUACUCUGGGAAUUUGGGCCAAGAGUCUAAGGAGUGUUUUGAAGAUGACAUUUACAUUGAUUUGUGAAUACAAAGACACUCUCAUGCCAGGUGAAAACUUGCAUGUCCCUUUUUGGAUUGUGUGUGGGGUGCUGUUUUGUGCAUAGUCUGGGGAUCAUGGUAAAUACUUCUGUGAAAUGAUUGUUAUUGGGGUUUCUCUUAGAGACGCUUAACCAUUCAAUAUUAUUGACAGGACAGCUUGGCAGCUGUCUGGAGGAUGCUCUGUAGAGACAGAAAGGCACAUAUUUGAUAGAGACAUUCUUGGCUUGUCACUUCCAGUAUUUCCUGAAGGUCAGAUGAGGUCAGUUGUGUGCCAGAUCUUGGAAGUCUAUGAGCUACCAUGUGACCUUCUAGUGUAUUUCCUUUGUCUAAACUUGUUGAAGCUGAUGCUGUUAUUUUUAGCCUACAAACGCUGGAGAAUUGCAUCAGGACAGAUAGUAUUGUUAAUCCUGCCACUCACCAGAAAAAACAACUCCAUUGUUUUGGGUCAAAUUUAAAGCAAGCUUUAAUUAAAUAUUUAAAUACUGAUCAAGAGAUGGUCAGGACCAUUCCCUGGAGUUUCGGCUAGAAUGGCCUCAAGCCACUUGUUGCAGGGGUUUAUAAGGACAAACCUAGAGGCCACCAUACUUUCCCAUGAGGCUUUGUUAUUUCUGAAGAAGUACAGUUUCCAGCAUUUCAGGAAGUUAUCUGGUUCCUUACAGGUUAGUUUUUGGACACUACAUUAUGUCUGUUCUCCUUGGUCUGUUUGAUGUCAUCCUUGGUUUAAUGGCUUGGAGAAGAGAAGCCCACUGUAAUAACAUCACAGGGAGAGUCAGGGAGAGGUGGGUGGAACCCUCACAAAAUGCCUUCUCUACUACUCAGGUCCUUUCCUUUAGUUGCCAUGGACGGCAUAGAGUAAGAACAUUCAAAGAGAAUAUGAGAGUGAGGUGACCCGUGCUGGCUCUCAGCGUCCCUUUGCUGAUAGCUGAUGAAAACUUCAGACACGGGCACUAGACGUGUUUGUUCAAUAGAUGCCAGGACUUCUGUACUAAACCCAGGACAUUCGUGCAGAAUCUGCCUGAGUUGCAGAGUGCUUGCCUAACAUAGUGAAGCCCUGGGUUUGAUCCCUAGCACCACAUAAACUGGGUGUGGUUGUAUAGCACUCUGGAGGCGAAGGCAGGAGGAUCAGAAGUUCAAUGGAAGGUUGAUGAGAUUGUUCAGUAGAUGAAGGAAGACACUUAGUGCCGAACAUGAUAGAGUAUAAAUAAAUGGACUUUCUGAAAAAAAAGCAAAACCAAAAAUACUAAAUAUUAAAAACCUCAAGAUUAAUGUUACUAACAAGUCCAGACAAGCUGGAAAUAUGUGGAGCCCUUUCUCCAAACAAUCAAAAAGUGACUGUCUGCAGUGUAUGUUUUAUUCUCUGAUUGCAAGGUGCAAUAUAAGGAGCGCUUUACAUUGGUAGGCCACCAAUGUAAAGCCUUAAGAUAGACUUCCUGUCGGGCGUGGUGGCACACGCCUUUAAUCCCAGCACUUGGGAGGCAGAGGCAGGCGAAUUUCUGAGUUCGAGGCCAGCCUCGUCUACAGAGUAAGUUCCAGGACAGCCAGGGCUACACAGAGAAACCCUGUCUCGAAAAAAGCCAAAAAAAAAAAAAAAAGAUAGAUUUCCUGUGAAGUUCAGACAAGGCAGGAUGAAUUCGCUGCAGCUACUGCCUCUAGGGACUGUCCCAAAGGAUUUCGGUCAUCUGACACAUUGCAGCUUUGAGGGGGGAGUGCCCCGCCCACCCAAGCCUCAGUUGAAUGUGGGUGAGAAAUGGAGGUGAAUUUCAAACGUAACACAGCUUUGUUAACUAACUUCCCAGGAACAGCUCUGCUGUUAAUUGUGGCAAACAGCCUGGGAUGUCUUUGUGGUACUGUGGAUUCUUUCAAGGUCUUUGGCGAUCCUGCCAAGCGGGAUCACCCCUUCAUAAUUGUAAGCAUCUUACUAAAUGAAACACUUGGUUCCUUUAUAUAGUUUUAACUGUGUCACAACAGCUUGGCACCCCAUUUCAACCCUCAAAAUUAUAUUUUAUUUUGUUUUGUUUUCUUCAUAUAAUCCUUUCAGCCUAAUCUAUUUUUAGAUUUUAGAAGUGCUUUGUAUGUAUUGGAUGGAAAAACCUUAAUUUAAAAAAUUACUCCCUAUGACCCUGAGGGCCUCCCAUUGUACUUUAACAAUAGUGGAGACACUACAUUGUUUAUUCUGACUGUCUAGUGCUGGUGGUUAGGGAACUUUAGCAGCACAUCUCGGCGAGCCUCAAGGGUGGCAGUUUAAGUCCUUCAUUAUUACAGUUGCUGGCACAAAGUGCUCCGGGCUUAUCCCACUGGCCAGACAGGAGAGGAAUCCAGACCUCCAGCCUUCUCUUUAAGCCUCCAAGAACUGUCUGUCCAUCCCUUCAGUACCAGGUUGCCUGAUGAUGGUCAGAUCAGUACUGAGGAAAUGCCUUUCCAGCCAAGUUGUGUAAGACUUGCAGAGGGAAAGAUGCUUCAUCAUGGCUACUUUUUCUUUCUCGUUUCUGCUCACUGCCCCCUUUCCUUCUUCUCCUUAGUGUCAAGGGAAAGAAUAGUGAUCAAAGCGAAGGGAUCCAGAAACAACACCGUGCUACAGGAAAGAGGAGAAAAUUAGGCUCUGUUGGAGCAUCUCUGCCUGUCCUUCAUAGUUCUCUUCCCAGACCCAGGGGGAUCCAUUUCCACAAUGGCAGUUUUAUGAUGCAAACUGGAGCCUCAAAAUCCCUAACAGAAAACUUGAAGGAUAAGUUUUUCAUUGCACUCUGCUCAGUAGUCUGCACUACUUUGUGGUUUGAGCACAACGAUCUGUUGGUCCAGUGUGUAUUUUAUAUACUACCUGCCAGCCACUUAGCAGCCACUUCGAUUAUCAGUUUAAUUGUAUAUUGCUUGCGUUUAAACCAGUUUUAUUUUACAUAAGAAUGGCUCCAAAGUGCAAGAAUAUUGAUGCCAAUAUACACGAAUGAAACUAUAAAGAGAUCCUCUUAAAUGAGGUGACAAAACACAAUACUUUUAGAGACGAGAGGAGCAGAAAAAAAGAGAUAACCUCAUAAAACCCUCACUGGAAUAAACUGCUUUAUUUCUUUUUUUAGUAUACUUUGCUGUUACUCUUUUAUCACUUUUGAUCUAUUACUGGGCAUUGUUCAUAGAUUAAAUUUUGCCAUAGGUAUAUGUGUCUAGGGGAUUACAUGGGCUCAGUACCCGCUACGGUUUCAGAUAGCUACCAACAUUGUGGAGGAUGGUGACUAUAGUAUCUAGAUCCUGUAACACACAUGCAAAGAUGGAGCCAGGAGCAACCAAGAGCUUUACCAGACUCUGGGCCCCUCAUUUUCUUUCUCUCUCUCUUUCUCUCUUCCUCUCUUUCUCUCUUUCUCUCUUUCUCUCUUUCUCUCUUUCCUUCCCUUCCCUUCCCUUCCCUUCCCUUCCCUUCCCUUCCCUUCCCUUCCCUUCCCUUCCCUUCCCUUCCCCCCUUCCCUUCCACUUCCCUUCCCUUCCUUCUUUCUUUUAAAGAUUUAUUUAUUUUAUGUGUAUAAGUGUACUGUAGCUCUCUUUAGACACAUCAGAAGAGGACAUCAGAUCUCAUUGCAGAUGGUUGUGAGCCACCAUCUUACUGGGAAUUGAACUCAGGACCUCUGGAAAAGCAGUCAGUGCUCUCAACCUCAGAGCCAUCUCUCCAGCCUCACUUUCUAUUUUUCUAAUCAGGGUACCUCCCCCUCCCCCUCAACAGUCCCUCAGCCCUGCCCUGUCUUUGUACAGGACCACUUUUACUCUAUUUGUAUGUAUAGCCAUGUCUUGUGAAAAUUAAAACAUCCUUACAAGAGAAACUUCUUUUUAUAAUCUAGUCCAGUACAUUCUACUUUGUUGAAAUUGGUUCUUAAAAUUUUUAAUAUUUUUAAAUUUUUAACUAUUCCCAUCUUUUUGUGACAACCUAGUAGGCUUUUUUGUUUGUUUGUUUGUUUGUUUGUUUGUUUUUUGACAAAAAUGUGCACAUAUAAUGAUUUAAAUAAUUGUUUAGCAAGCACAGAUAAGAUUUACAAGCCUGUGAGCAAUCUCUGCCCUGUGUCCCACGAUAAAGUUGGUGUGGCACAUGGGCAACUUUUUACUUUGUGAAGUUAGGACUUUCUAAGUUUACUUCCCAAGGCUCAAGAAAUGUUGAAUUGGUGGGUAGGUGCACAAGGACUUAGCUCUAGUGUAAGUAGCCACCUAGUGGCAGCUGUCUGCAUCUGACCAGGGUCCUGUGUUGAGUGAAGUCCUCUGAUUUCUCCUCUGAGAAAGGCCAUCUGUGACUUACAGGGCUUGCCUGGCAGCUUGGGGACGCGUCCCAACCCCUCCAUAUAGUCUUUCCUUUGUUGAUGGGUGGGCUCCAUUGCUGUACUUCCCUAACAAUUACUGUCUAUUGUCUUCAUCUUCCGCGGAGAGGUGCUUUCAGCUCUGGCUGCCGCUCCUUAGGAUUCCAAGCACUUGGCAUUGGGCCCACACAUCUGUAGAGUUACAAGCUCCUGAGGUAACUAUGCAUGGCCGUGGUUUACAAAUACCAACACAGACUAGCACCCUAGGAUCAAAGCAUUCAAGGAAAAUGUGCCAGUGUCCCACCUUGCUCCUCAGAAGAGGUAAGAAAGGACUUUUCCCCCCUCAGGGCCAGGGAGAUUGAGAAGUCCGGGGAGCUGGCAUCCGAGUUGGCCACGGAAAGUGAAGCUGUCAGGGUUUUGGCUCUGUUUAGCUCCAUCCUCCCAAACACUUUGAUGGUCUCCCAGCCAGCUCUGAAAUAGCUGUGAAUAGGAAUCUGAUUGUUGCGUGCCAUGAAAGACCAAACAAACUGGCAAUUUAGAGAAGUCUUUGUGUCACCCCUCCCUUGCAGCACCCACUUUCUCCACCCCCCCCCCAAUAAUUAAUGUGAUCAAAUAACCCCCCUCAUGUUUAGAAGCCCGAGAUCAGCAUAUCAAAGGGUGGGAAGGGCCUGGCAAUCCUUACCAAACUCGCUCUGAGGGAAACAAAACUUAUUUGCAUAGGAAGAGACUUCUCUCUCUUUGCCUACAGCUGAGGAGUUUCCCCAUAACUCCCUGUUUUGGGAGAAAAUUGGCCAAUUCCCUUUUUGAUUCAGUCAUUUCCUGAAGGUAAUUCCCGAGAGUUGAAGCUCUGGGUCCAAAUCCCCUCCGAGGUGGGAAUGAAUUGACAAGUGGAAGCCCCGGCAGUUUACUAAUUCAUAACUCUACCCCCUCCUUCUUCGUGUUGCUAAACACUAUAAUCUGUGACCUGAAAGGAAGAACACUACCAGCAAGUAAAUAUUGAAAAGGCCCUAUGAAGUAUAAUGUGUGUGAAUUGUGCCUGGGGAGCCCGUCUGCUGGGAUGAAGUUCUCAUCUGCUAAUGAAAGUGAGGCGGUGGUUUUACAGGAGGUUGAAAGGAAAUACUUUUAAAGUGCUAAGGGCUGGAGUUUAGUGUGUGAGUAUUCCGUGUGACUGAGCGCGCACUGUUGUGAAUGAAUGAACUCUGUGCCACCGAGGACCACUGGGAACCCUGAGAGGAAGUGGAAGCAUGACUCACGGAUGUGCUUGAACUGUGUAUCAAGGUGUGUGUGUGUGUGUGUGUGUGUGUGCGCGCGCACGCGUGCUAACUUCAGAGCCAGAUCUGAAGCCUGGUAGGAAGAAAGACCUUGGAUCAUAGCAAGGAGAGGGCUCCUGGCUUACAGCGCUAGGCUACUACCCACAUCUGAGGACAGCGGCCCAGUCUCUUCUGUGCAGUCUCGGGCGUGCAUCGCCUGUCCGGAGGAUUCACAUCACCCUCAAGACUCAGCCAGGCUGGAUGUCACUCACGGUGGCUUUGUUCUAAAGGCCUCCAGAUGAGAUUUAUCUAGGCAUCUGCGGUUUCCAACUUGGACGAGGAGAGUCGAUGGACUGUCCACUACACGGCACCAUGGCAUCAGCAAGAGAAUGUGUUCCUUCCCGCCACAAGACCCCCCUGUGUUGAGGACCUGCACCGCCAAGCCAAGCUCAACCUCAAAUCAGUGCUGAGGGAAUGUGACAAGCUGAGGCAAGAUGGCUGCCGAAGUUCUCAGUACUAUUCUCAGGGACCCACCUUUGCAGCCGGCUCCAGCCCCUGCGACGAUUAUCAAGAUGAAGACACAGAAGCAGACCGAAAGUGCUCUCUCUCUUCAUCUGAAGAAGAAAGAUUUAUCGGAAUCAGGAGACCUAAAACGCCAACCUCAGGUGACUUCUCCGACCUUCAUACUCAGACAAACUGGACCAAGUCCCUGCCGCUGCCAACACCAGAAGAGAAGACGCGGCAGCAAGCCCAGACGGUCCAGGCUGACGUGGUUCCUAUAAACAUAACUGCAUCAGCCACUGGCCAAGAUGAUGAUGGUAGUGCCCAUUCGCUGUACGUCCCAGACCACUACUCUACGUUAGGAAGGCUUGAUAGUUAUCGGUCCACCGGGCAAUGCUUGGAAACCAGGGACACCAGCUGUCAGACCGAAGACGUGAAGGUCAUCCCACCAUCAAUGAGAAGGAUCAGGGCUCACAAGGGGGUAGGCGUUGCUGCCCAGAUGAGCCACCUCUCAGGUUCCUCAGGCAACAUGUCUGUGCUGAGUGACUCAGCCGGUGUUGUGUUCCCAUCUCGCCUCAGUAACGAUACUGGUUUCCACAGUCUUCCACGUACCGGCCCGAGAGCAAGCACCUAUUCACUGGAGGGAAGGAUGGGUGCCCUGGGCUCUACUGAAGAUACGGAUGACACUUCUCCCUACCAGGGGGGUAGCUUACAGGGGCAUGAAAACUUUGCGCAUUUAGGAGGUGCGUCGAGUACUGGGAUGCUUUCGAGGCCCAAAUCCCAGCAGUUGAGGUUUUUGGAGAGUCCAGCAUGUGUGGUUUCACCUCAUGCAGCCUACUCUACCAGUGUCAUCCCAAAUGCCACGCUACUGUCCUCUUCAGAGGUUAUUGUCAUUCACACUGCUCAGAGUGCAGGACAGCUGGACAGUAGAACACCCGGUUCAUCUUCAUAUUCAAAAAUAAAACCCAGAGACCGUCCCACACCCAGAUGUUCUGUGAAAGAUGACCAUCAGUCCCCCCGUCAUCACUGGAACGAGGGUCAUCUCAUUCAUUCACGGGCUUUAGCCUCCUCUGUCCCUGGUGCCACCACGCUGUUAUCCCUCCAUGAUUCAGAGGUCUCUCUAAAUGCCCCAGCAAACAGGGAAAAUGGAUCCCAAGCCAUACUCUAUCAUUGUAGAAACAACCCAAGCUUUCCUGACCACCCUUCAGAUGUGGAUGGCAAGAGCGAGUGUAGUUAUUCGGGGGACAGGGGAUGUGGCAGUUCUGAGCCCUGGGAAUAUAAAACCUCCAGCAAUGGGCGGGCAUCCCCACUGAAGCCACACCUGGCCACUCCUGGUUGCUCUACUCCCACAAGUAACGUGAGCAGCUGCAGUUUGGACCAAACAUCUCUCAAGGGUGAUACCAGGUCCCUGUGUUCAGAGGACCAUGAUGGUUACUAUACUACCACUCACGAGGCUGGGAACCUGUACACUCUCAGUGAUGGCUUGGGGAACCCCAGGCACAGCAUGGUCAAUGUUUUUGAUGGAAGGGCUCAGAGAAGCCAAGGGGAUCAGGCCGCUCACCAGGAUAAAAUCCUUUCGAGAAACAUCUCUCUGAAGAAAGCAAAGAAACCACCCCUGCCACCAUCCCGGACCGAUUCUCUGCGAAGGAUUCCCAAAAAGAACAACCAGACAAACGGUCAGGUGCUCAAUGAGAGCCUGAUCGCCUCGCUCCAGCAUUCACUGCAGCUAAGCCUCCCUGGCAAGGGCGGCAGCUCCCCUUCCCAGAGCCCCUGCAGUGACUUUGAGGAACCCUGGCUCCCCAGGUCCAGAAGCCAGAGCAUUGUUAGCGAGGGUAGUAGCUUGACCUCCACCACCACUCCCAACGUGUAUUCUCUGUGUGGGGUCACUCCGUCCCAGAGCGACACAAGUAGCGUCAAGUCGGAAUACACGGACCCUUGGGGUUACUACAUUGACUACACGAGCUUGCAGGAAGAUCCAGGGAACCCCACCGGGGGCUGCUCAGCCAACACUGAGGCAGCAACUGGAAACGGGCCAGUACGCCACAUCCAGGAGGGGUCGAGAGUCCCAGUGCCCCAAGUGCCGGGCUGCUCAGUUAGACCAAAGAUCGCCUCACCAGAGAAGUCACAGAGAGUCACCUCUCCAUCCAGUGGGUAUUCUAGCCAGUCGAAUACACCCACAGCACUCACCCCUGUGCCUGUGUUUUUAAAAUCAAUGUCACCAGCAAAUGGAAAGGGGAAGGCCAAGCCCAAGGUACCAGAAAGAAAAUCGUCUCUGAUCUCUUCUAUGUCCAUCUCAUCAUCGUCCACUUCUCUCUCUUCUAAUACUUCUACCGAAGGAAGUGGGACCAUGAAGAAACUGGAUACAACCCUGGCCUCGGCCCUUGCCCCUCCCCCUCCUCCUCUUCCCCCUCUGCCUUCUCCGUGUCUGGCAGACAAGUCCCCUUUUCUUCCACCACCUCCUCCUCUAGCAGAUUGCUCCGAGGGCUCUCCUCUGCCGCCCUCUCCCAUGUUCCCCCCUCCACCACCAGAAGCCCUUGUUCCCUUCUGCUCCCCCACCGACGGGUGCCUUUCUCCUUCUCCCACAGCAGUUAGCCCCUCUCUUCCAAGAUCCUUGCCUCCUGUGCCAGCACCUCCACCUUUCUUGCCCUCAUCAGAACCCCCGCCCGCUCCGCCUCUGGACCCCAAACUCAUGAAAGAAAACAGGCCCUUUUUCAAAAACUCUAGCCAGUCCGAAUCCUCUAGGGAGGCCCUCAGGCGGCCUGCCAACAAGGAGGAGGGCUGCCGACCCCCCAUGCCCCUGAUCACCACAGAAGCUUUGCAGAUGGUGCAGUUGAGGCCAGUGAGGAAGAACUCAGGUGCCGGGGCAGUCCUGUUUUCUGAACCAUCAGCUCAGGAACAACGAACUCCGACUGCUCCACAGUAUCACUUAAAGCCAUCUGCUUUCCUCAAAUCCCGAAAUAGCAUAAAUGAAAUGGAGAGUGAAAGCCAGGCUGCCUCUGUGACGAGCUCGCUUCCGAUGCCUGCCAAGAGCCAGAGUCAGGGUGACCAUGACAGUGCAGUAGAGCGUGGCGGCCUUCCGAGCUGCAGCGAUGGAGCUCCAGGCCCGGGUCCCAGCCUCAGGACCACUCUGCUCCCAGACUCUUCACCCAGCAGGAAGCCACCCCCCAUCUCUAAGAAGCCCAAACUGUUCCUGGUGGUACCACCUCCGCAGAGAGAUUUCACAGCGGAGCCCACAGAGAACGGGAGCGAAGCUUUCCCAGGCGUGCCCAGCCCUACCAGGGCAGAGGGGGAAGCUGUGCGGAGCCAAGAGGAGAAAUCCAGCCCAGCAUCCCGAGCUGGCUCUCAUGCUACGGCCCCCACCCCCGGCAGUCCGGCUCUAGAACCGGGAACUGCAGGGUCCUUAUCCUCUAGCAUUGUGGAAGCCAAUGUCCCCAUGGUCCAACCUAAUACAUCACCGGGCCCCACACAGGAAGAGUCAGGCGAGAACAGUGUGGAUGGUGAGAGAAAUGCGAAGAGCUGCCUGUCUCAACAGGGCAGAGAAGCUGGCUUGCUGGAACCCAACACAGCUGCUUCCUCUUCAGACCCCGUGGAUGUAUCUAAGGAAGAGGGAAGCGAUGAGGUGCUGACUCCGACUAAACCCAGGACAACAGAAGACCUGUUUGCAGCCAUUCACAGAUCUAAAAGGAAAGUCCUUGGCCGGAAAGACUCAGAAGACGAUCACACUCGAAAUCACUCUCCCUCCCCGCCUGUGACACCCACGAGUGCUGCCCCUAACCUGGCCUCUCCAAAGCAAGUAGGGUCUAUCCAGAGAAGCAUAAAAAAGAGCACUACCAGCAGUGACAACUUCAAAGCUCUGCUGCUAAAGAAGGGGAGUCGCUCGGACACCAGCGCUCGCAUGUCAGCGGCUGAGAUGCUCAAGUCUACGGACCCUCGCUUCCAGAGAUCUAGGUCGGAGCCUUCGGCAGACAGCCCGGACAGCCCAUCCAGCUGCUCCCCCAACAAGAACAGGAGAGCUCAGGAAGAGUGGGCCAAGAACGAAGGCCUGAUGCCUCGGAGUCUGUCCUUUUCGGGCCCUCGGUACAGCCGCAGCAGGACGCCACCCUCUGCGGCCAGCAGCAGGUACAGCAUGCGGAACCGCAUCCAGAGCAGCCCCAUGACCGUCAUCUCCGAGGGAGAGGGAGAACCUGCUGAGCCAGCGGACAACAAAGCACGCAGGGCCCUGGAUGCUACCAGGGUGUGCUCUCUGGACAGACUGACGGGUCAGGAGAUGGACCAGGCCAGCCUCCUCUGUAGCGAGGAGCCUGCCUCUGUGGAUGGGAUAGGAAGGGCUGAGGGCAACGGUCCCUCGGAGCAGUGUGGGGGUACGGAACAGAAGAGUUAGUAUCAGAGCCUGCCUCUCAUGAGUGAGGCAGGAAGGUGAGCUGUGCAUCACUCUAGGAAGUCUCUGUGGCCUUUUCCUGGCUUGUGGGGACCCCACUCAGCAUUGGUGUUGGGGAGGUCUCGGCCUUUCGGGUCUCUUAGGACUCACUCGCCGUGUGGCUUAAAAGCAAGUAGAAGCUUCAACUUCUGAAAGUGCUUCCUGGGGAAGAUGGUUUGCUUUUGUUGUUUUGUUUUGUUUUUCCCAAAAUGCUGGGUGUGUGUAUAUGUGUGAAUUUUGAGUACUUCAUUCUAACAAAUACACACACUAACGUUACGUAUAGAAAUAGGAGAAAAGGUCAGAGUUCAGGUAGGGUAAUGGAGUCCACUAGACCAGGGUGAUAAGUGGUUUCAGCGCAUUACGGGUGUGGGAAUGUGUAAGUUCACGAAGAGACUGGAAGCCGUUAGUGGGCUGGUUCUAAGUAUAGAACAUGUCUGUGUGUGCACUUACUCAAGACACACGGGAAACCAGGAAGGGGCUGGGAAGUGGCUAAGCAACUCAUUGGUUCAGGUACUUUAGGGGGCGGGGAGGCCUUGGUGCAGCUGCCGCCUCCUCCUCCUCCCCCUCCUCCUCCGCUUGUAAAAAUUACACAAAUGGAAGUGGCAAGGCUGUGUCCUGUGCCUACUGCAUACAUUUCUAGCCUUGGUGUCAGAAGCAUGGGUGGGUUUUUAGUUUGUUGGCUUUUUUUUUUUUUUUAAAUGAAUUCCUUCCUGGAGUUGUUAAUGAAGAAUGAAGGAAGAGAGGCAUCGUGAGAGAAGGGUAGGGGAGUGAUUAAUACUGCUGGAUUUGUUUCCUGCUUAUUAAAUAAAAUAUUUUCACAAUUAAAUCAGAAAACAUGCACUGUAGAAUUAUAGGUGAAGCUUUUCUUUUAAAGAGUCGUUUUGUUUUACAAUCAGAGUUUUAACUUCCAUGUGACAGUUUGUCACUUGAAAUGUGACACCUGGCAUUUUCUAACUUUUGGCUAUACCAAAGAAAAAUAAUAUGGCUAUUUUUCACCCCUGAACUGCUUACAGCAUCUUGUUUUAAUUUAGAAGGGUUUACCAAAAUCUAUUAUAUAUUAUCUCCCUUUGAAGAAAACGGUGACUCUAGUCAGUGACAGAAAUUGCUGAAAAUCGGUAGGGCAUGGCUAUGAACUAGCCCUGGGAAAUGAGUUUUUAGAUUAAAAAGAUUUUUUUUUCUUUUGCACAGCCUGGUUUGUAUGAUUUUAUAUUUGUUUAUGAGUUGAGUUGCUGAGUCCCUUCGAGGCUCCUCCCAUCAGAAUUGCAAAUGUGCUUUAGAACCGGGAUUAGAGUGUACAACCGUAUUUAUUUUAAUAUCACCUCCUUGGGCUCCUUGCCCACUCCCAGGUUCCGUGUAUCCAGCCGAAGCGCACGCUACCUUAGUCUCCCAGUGGCUACACUGACCUUCUAAAGCUGCUGGCAGUGGCCAUUGACAAUGUGUGACAGUGUCUGGAAGUCAAGCCACACAAGCCAAAGCAUCCAAGACUUCUUCCACAGAACCUUUGAUAGCCAUUUCAGAUACAUCUCUGAGGAGAGAAUCUAGCAAACAAAGCACGCCUCACAGCCGCAAAUGAUGACCUGACAUGUGGCCUCAGAGAUUUGUUUUUUUUUUUUUCCUAAAUCCGCUGUGUCACUUUUCAACUGUGUGGGCACACAGAUCAUCUCCUGUAAAUCUUAGGCCAUGUUGACAUUUGAAUACCUAAAAAA